AUGGCGCUGACCAUAAUGACUCGGAGGGUGACAGAACUAGUAGAGGCCACUGGUGUGGCUGAGUUCGGUGAUGGCAUGGCAGCCUUGGCUGCUCCCACCAUAGGGGCGGGGGGCGCCACUGCCGACCGCUCGCUGUGCGCGGGCCGGACAAGUGGCGGAGGCCGAUUAUCCCCGAAGAAGCUGUCGUACGCCUUGGAGACAGAAAAGAAUCACCAGAGGCAGCUCCUUUUGGAAUCCUGGCACAUCCACAAGACUCCGAGGAACAUCAAUGAUGCCCAGGAGAGAGCUCCACUACUAAGCUUCACCAUCGAAGUACACGCCAUCAGCGACUACAAUCACACUACCCAUUUUGGGAAUCAAACAGAAGCGCACAUCGAAUACUUGAUGGCUUUCUGGAACUCGGUCAGUCUACGAACGCAGCAGCUUAAUCCUCCUGGGUUCAUAGCACUCACUGCCAUCGAGAUGUUCUCAACUGCAACAGAACCUUAUCUGACGCAGCGGCCCGAUGGCAAACUCGUCUCGAAUGAAACCCUAUUGAAGUUGCAGCAAUAUACUUGGAGCAAACGUUCAGUGCGGAUGGCAGACGCAGUCUUCCUGAUUACCGCACGAGACAUAGUGGACCUAAUCCCGGGAGGCGUAAGCACCGAUGCCGCAGGUGAGAAUGGCGAAGUUGCACAUUGA
Molecule: messenger RNA, 681 nt
Organism: Dermacentor silvarum
Lineage: Eukaryota; Metazoa; Arthropoda; Arachnida; Ixodida; Ixodidae
Exons: 7
Coding region: 1-681 (226 amino acids)
Molecular function (GO): metallopeptidase activity
Source: RefSeq, a predicted model, not a curated record